Molecule: messenger RNA, 953 nt
Organism: Rhododendron vialii
Lineage: Eukaryota; Viridiplantae; Streptophyta; Magnoliopsida; Ericales; Ericaceae
Product: rhodanese-like domain-containing protein 10
Exons: 2
Coding region: 32-670 (212 amino acids)
Cellular component (GO): chloroplast
Source: RefSeq, a predicted model, not a curated record
GGAGUAAGAAAGAGAAAGAUAAGAGAGAGAGAUGGCAAUUCAGCUGAAACUGUUCCACACAACCUUCUCCACCACCCCUCACCGGUUCUCAACCACGCAAACAAAUGCAGUUUCCGGCAAAGCCCAGCAACUCAUACAAUCGGGCACGGUCCGACCCGUACUGCCAAAGGAAGCAGCCUCAGCAAUGAAGUCCGAAGGCUACAUUCUUCUGGACAUCAGGCCGGAGUGGGAGAGAGAGAAGGCACGCGUUUCCGGGUCGCUGCACGUGCCGCUCUUCGUCGAGGACAUGGAUAAUGGCCCCUUGACUCUCCUGAAGAAAUGGGUUCACUUUGGGUACAUUGGGCUGUGGACUGGCCAGAAUUUUACGAUGAUAAAUCCUGAUUUUGUUCAGCAAGUGGAAGUGAAGGUUCCUGAUAAGGAAUCUAAGCUCCUCGUGGCUUGUGGAGAAGGACUAAGGUCUAUGAUGGCGGCUUUGAAACUGCACGAAGGAGGAUACCGUAACUUGGGAUGGUUGGCCGGAGGAUUCACACGCUCCAAAGACGAUGAUUUCUCUGGUGUAGAAGGUCCUGAAAAGUUGCAGUACGCCACGAUUGGGGGCGUGUCCUAUUACUUCCUUAAGUUAAUCAUACUUCUACAAGCUGUGGGGAAGAGAGGAGCUAAAACCUUCUGAAGUUGUGGCACUACUGCUUAGUCUUGUCUCAUGCUUUCUCGCUUGAAACAGAAAAAGGCAUUAUGAGCUAAGUUGAGCUUGUAAAUUUAUUGGUUGCUCUUCUACCUCUUCCCGGCCCUAUGAAUUUUACUAAGGCCAUAACACCCCAAAUUCCCAAUCACUGAAGCACAUUUUUGGAUCCGGCUAGUAGAAAGCCGGUAUGUGUGAACCAAUGAGAUCGCUACUUACAUGGAUUUGGCCCGAUAAUUACUUUGAAUGUAUGGGAUGAGGAGAUUCAAAACCA